AUGAAUUCAUCAAAAGAGAUGAUGAACAGGAUUGUGAUUAUCUUACUUUGUGUUCUUUUUUCGUCCACUUAUGCUUCUUUUCCGGAAAAGUUCUGCAAGGCUGACCUCAACGGUCCAGACAGCCCUUCUGGCUAUCCUUGCCUGCCAUCUGAAACAGUAACAGCUGCAGACUUUAAGUACACCUUUAAUGGAAAAGCAGGCAUUCUAGUCCCACCCAACACUCUAGUAUUCCCUGCAACUGUUGCUCAGUAUCCUAUACUCAACGGUCUUGGAAUUUCUGGAGCAAUUGUAGAGAUCCCGGAAGUGGUGAUUGAAGUUCAAAUUGAUGUUGGACUCUUGACACCUCGGAAAGCUUUUCGCAAUACACUUAGACCGGGAGAUGUUAUCCUUUUUCCAGAAGGACUGCUGCAUUAUCUUAUCGAUUCUGGUCGUGGGAAAGCCGUUGCUUUUGCCGCUUUUAGUUGCCCUAACCCUUCUUUUCGUUUUCUUUAUGAAGAACUGUUCACCAACGACGUCCCUAGCAUCACCAUUUUCCCAGAUUAG
Molecule: messenger RNA, 543 nt
Organism: Vigna umbellata (rice bean)
Lineage: Eukaryota; Viridiplantae; Streptophyta; Magnoliopsida; Fabales; Fabaceae
Source: RefSeq, a predicted model, not a curated record